AUGUCUUCGACCUUCACCCUCUUCCGAGAGCUUCCUCCCGAGUUGCGUUGGCCGAUUUGGAAGCUGGCCAUCAGUCCGCAAAUGCGCGGCGCUCACUUCUUUUCCGUACAAGAAGAGAAAGAGCCUGCCAACGCCUCGGGAAGAAAGUUCUUUGCGGCACCAUCCACCUUCACGCCCGCCACACACCCGGGCUCUCGGUGGCUUCACGGGAACCCGUCCGCGUAUGCCGCGGACUACGGCCUCUGGAGCGCGUGUCGAGAGUCGCGAAGCGCCAUCAGCCAGUACUUCUCCAAACGCUACCCUCGACGGCUUCCGUACCCCGACCGAGCUUAUGACAAACCAGAGGCCAUUGGAAUCCGUAACGUGAGGGUUGACGGCGUCGACGCACCCUUUGCGACUUUCCCGGACAGAGACCUGGUCUGCUUCCGAGUCCCUCAAGAUCUCUACGUAGACGAAGCACAGGCCGUCCGAGACCUGGGAUAUAUAGGAAACCAGUCCACAUUUGCCUUCCGCGAGGCGAUCGUCUUCGAGUACGACGACUCGUGGGCCUUUGACCCGAAUACGCAGACGAUACCGGAGCUGAUGGAGAUGCCGGGCCCGCGCUCGCUGUUCCUGCGCCUCGUAGCGGCGAGGGCCACCAAGUCCUGGAGAGACCUCCCUGGCUUGUGGGGCUGCGACAGCCCAAAUAUCUACGUGAUCGAGCACGACGCGACUUUCCCGCCUCACGCAAAGCUGGAAACCUAUAGUCAUUUCUCCGCGAACGGGUUCAGGUUAGUGGAGAGGCGGGACCCGCCUGUUAUAGGCGCUCACAAGAGGGGCUUGACUGCUUGGGACUUCAUCGCCGUGGUGAGGGAGUGGAUAGGGAGCAUCGAUACGAGAAGAACCCACCGUCAACGGAACGUGUAUAGACGGAUUGUUGGUGAAGUUCUCGUGGCUCAGGUGAGGUGGUGA
Molecule: messenger RNA, 951 nt
Organism: Colletotrichum chrysophilum
Lineage: Eukaryota; Fungi; Ascomycota; Sordariomycetes; Glomerellales; Glomerellaceae
Exons: 1
Coding region: 1-951 (316 amino acids)
Source: RefSeq, a predicted model, not a curated record